This is a messenger RNA of Megalopta genalis, 4090 nucleotides long. Lineage: Eukaryota; Metazoa; Arthropoda; Insecta; Hymenoptera; Halictidae. The record is from RefSeq and is a predicted model, not a curated record.
CAUCAUCCGAGGACAGAUCAUAAAUAUCUAAUUUAAUUAAUAAAAUAUUAUUAAAAAAAUAACUUGAAAUAUAAUAUAAAUAUAACGAAAAUACAAUACGACAUAAUUAAUUAUACAUUUACAUGUACGUAUUAAUAUCGAACAUAUGAUUUAAUCAUUUAUACUUCUCUGAGAGGGAGAGGAGAGCAAAUAUAUAUCAUUAUAUUUAAAAAGAAAGGUGAUCGUUUCUAAAUCGAAUAUAAUGUAUAUUUUAUAAGUUUAAUGGGACGAAACGUGUUCCCAACUUUCAUAUUUAAAAUCUAACGCUUAAUCUUACAUUGUACUUUAAAUGUGCUUCUCUACAAUAACUUAUAAUUCUCAUUUAUAGCAGAGAGAAAUUUUCAUUCUUUCAUUAUCGUUCAUUCCGAAUUUAAAUAAUUUGCAUUUACAAAAUGUGUUUUAAAUAUAAGUAGAUGGCAGCACGGAUCUACCUAGAUCUAGACUCUGGACGACUCAUGCCAUAACAAAUAGACGUCAUUGACAAUAGAAUCGAACAUAUGUAUGCAUUUAAAUUCAAAUUUUAAUCGAUGCACGUUCUUUAUAAUAAAUACAUAAUUUUGUAUUUUUCUAGAAGAGAGAUAUGUCAACACAAAGUUUAUGACAAUGUUGUAUGUUAACUGUUCAGAUUAUCAAUAGGACAAUUUUCAAAUCGAGGAGAAGAGAAACAAUCUGAUAUUGUGUGAUCUCAGCGUAGUUAUCAGUAGUUAUUUUCCAAACAUUCCUGGAAAAGAACACCAUCAUAACUGGGUUAAUGACAUAUGUAACAGAAGUGGAUGGAAUCUCGAGCAGACUGAUUCAUUUGAAUUUGUAACGUGAAUCGACAUGCCUGAACAACAUUCGAACGACCAAUAUCCAACAUGGGUUGGUCUCAUAUAUAUUUUCAAUCUAAUCGUUGGUACCGGAGCGUUAACAUUACCUGCUGUUUUUAGCAGAGCAGGAUGGGCUCUAGGAUUAAGUAUUAUUUUGAUUUUAGCCUUCAUAAGCUUUAUUACAGUAACAUUUGUCAUCGAGGUGAUGGCAUCCGCCAAUGCUAUAUUAACAUGGCGACACAUUCAACAUCGGAAACGUACAUGUUUAUCCCAAGAUUCAUCUUUCAACGAAUCAGGAUCUGAGGUUCUCCAAACCUUAGGAGAAUCUGGUCACUCGAAUUCAGACUCUGAAGAUACUCCACUAGUUGCACCGUUUUCAACUAGUCCCGAUCAAGCAGACAUGAGUUACAGAUAUUAUAUAAUUCGUGAUAAAAUAGAAAUGGGACAAAUGGCAUCGAUCUUUUUCAACAAGUUUGGAACGUCUCUAUUUUAUCUGUGUUUUGCUAUUUAUCUUUAUGGUGAUUUAAGUAUUUAUGGAGCAGCUGUUGCCAAAACUCUAGCUAAUGUUGCCUGCACUUAUCAACCAUCAAAUUUGACGUGCAAUGAUACAAUACCAGAUACUGAAGUUUGUUGGGAAGCAUUUGCUCUGAACCGAUUAGAUGCGUAUAGGAUAUUUCUUAGUACAUUUGUUCUUUUAUUGGGACCUUUUGUGUUCUUCAAUGUACAAAAGACUAAAUAUCUGCAAUUAUUAACAUCAGCAAUGCGGUGGCUAGCAUUUACUAUCAUGAUUGUAUAUGCUUUAAAAAAUUUAAUUAUUCAUGGUGCACAAGGGAACCCUUCAGCAGCAAACAUCAUUGGUAUACCUAGUUUAUUCGGUGCCUGCAUUUAUUCUUUCAUGUGUCAUCAUUCUUUACCAGCUUUAGUGGCACCAAUUGCAAACAAGGUCACUCUAACUCGAUUUUUGGCAUUGGAUUACUUCAUAAUAGCGUGUUUUUAUCUUUUACUAGCGUUAACUGGGGCAUUUGCUUUCGAGCAUUUAAAUGACCUUUACACGUUAGAUUUUAGCCCUCGUGGAUCCGGAGACUGUUCCACAAGUAAUAAUGUUUUUAUUAUUCUUAUAGAAUAUUUUUUGUCAUUGUUUCCAGUAUUUACAUUGAGUACUAGUUAUCCUAUUAUAGCUAUUACUCUUAGAAAUAAUUUACAAUCAUUGUACCUCAACGAUGAUUCGUCUCAUUUGUGUCUUCGUAAAUUCCUCUUACCAAUAUUAGCAGUAAUGCCAUCGUACUUAAUUGCAAUGAGUACCAAAGAUUUAUCGAUAUUAGUUGGAAUCACUGGAUCAUACGCUGGAGCUGUAAUCCAGUAUUUGAUUCCAACCUUUUUGGUGUAUUAUGCCAGGCAGAAAACAAGCAAAGUUAUAGGCCUUGGCGUUGUAAAUAAAUUUGCAAGUCCGUUCUCUAGUAAUUUUUGGCUGAUUUUUGUCAUCAUUUGGGCUAUUGCUUGCAUGAUUUUAGUUUCUGUCAAUUUUGUGCAACUACACUUCCAUAAUGUAGGUAUGAAUUUAUAAUGAAAAUUUAUAUAGUAUAAAAUUAAAAACAUGAAAGAGAGAAAGGAUUACUUAAUGGUGCAGAAUUAUUACGAAAGUAUGUGUCUAACAUGCCAAUGAAUUUGAGACUGAAUUAUUUACAGUAAUACACUUAGUUAAAAUUAUGUUAUUGUGUUAUGAAAAAAUAGGUGAAAUUGUGUUAAAGUUAUAACUUUAAUAACCUAUCGCGAAUGAAAGAGAAUGCUAUUCAAUUUCUAAUCAUGAACCAUGACAGAAACACUUUCAACUAUUAUGCGGUAACUCGCAUUGAAGAUUUAAACCUCCCAGAGUCCGAUACAAUAGUCAAAAUUCCUGUCAUAUUUUUAUAAGCCGACUUUCUGAUGUAUUGAAUGCUAAAACCUACUAUCAUACUGAUUUAUACUGUUCGCAAACUUCAUGGGGAAGUCUUGACAGCAAAUGUUGUCAGAUCGAUAGACAAAUUUUUCUAAUUAUUUCCAUGGACUGGUCAUCACAAUCUCUUGUAGGAAAUUGGCACACAAAACUGUUAGAACAAUAACUUAUCUUUUUACCAAAAUGUGUUGUCAUAAUGCAAUAGCCAAGCUAUGAAUGUCUACUAGAAACAAUUACUUAUCCCACGCCAAGUUUUUGUUAGACUCAUCUGUUAAAUAUUGGGAACCUAGAUCAUUCUGAAACCCCCUGCCGCUAUACACUUGUUACAUCAUGAAUGUCAAUUGGUCUCGACUUACAAGAAUGAAUAUUACCUUGGUUACCUAAAGUAGCUCUAGGAAUUUUAGUGUUGGGUCCUUACGCUUUUACUGUCCGAGCUCUUUUAACAGCUUGAGUCAUGAAAAAGUAUGAGUCGUUGAGCUAUACGAACUGCAAAAAGCUUGGGUGGCUUGAUAAAGGAUGAGAUUAAAACCAAGGAGACCAAUUUUUUCUACAGCUCGAGCUUUCUUGAUGGCCCGAAACGAUUCAAAAUGGCUUAAGCUUCUCAAGCUUUUUGAAGGUUCGAACUAGCUCAAGUAGCUCGAAGAUCCAACACUAAUUAUGUGUACAUAUGAAACGCUUGUACAGAUCAUAACCGAGGUUAUAAAAGCUGGCCCACUUUCCUUUCCGUUCAGUGAUGUAAAAAGAAAAGUUUUACAAAUCGUAAAAAGCUAUAUGAAAAUAUAUUAAUAUAGACGAAUGAAUAUAAUUUGCAGUAGUAUCAACAAGUAAAUUAUAUUUCCAUUUAUUUUUGGCACCGCUGUCAAAAAGUUAUCCUUUUUUUCUUCUAAGGAAAUAUAAUAAUAAAAGUUGUAACAAUAAUGAUAAUGUGACACAAUGUGUCAUGGUAAACUGACAAUACACUGGUACAAGUUGGGAUUAAUCAUUUUGUAUGAGCCAAAUGUAUAAAAGCUUGAAUUAAGUUCACGUUUGUAUAAUAUAUUUUUUGUUUUUACAAAUACAGUUUUAACUGUACGGAAAAUGUCUUUCAAAUAAGUGAUAUUUCGUGUGGCCAACAAUUUAUGUUUUAUUAUUAUUGUAUAAAGAUACAAAGAAUAGGCUUGUAAUUGAUAUGCGCACUCAUUAUAAAAAAAAUGAGGAUGGCCUAUUUUGUGCUUUUCAUUGAAACCAAAAGAAAAAUUCAAGUAUGUGAUUUUCUAGUAUUCAUGUUGAAUUAACAUUAUGCACAGAAAAAUAAAACAAAUUAAAUGAA